GGCCAGCUCCUCCUGUCACAGCCCAGCUGGGAACCGACGGCGCCGCAGCAACAGCAGCAGCAGCGCUUGAGCUGGUGCAAGCGCGCGCAGGGAGGCGACCCCCAAGCCCUAGGAUCUCCCCCAGCGCCGCCACCCAUCCCGGGUUCCCCCUUGGCCGUGCCGCCAGAAGGAGGCGGGAAGCUCCCGGGCGCCGCAGAAGAAGCGGCCGCAGCGUCGGCUGAAAGGGAGAGCGAGCGAGCGAGCCAUGGCUAGGGCGGCGGGAUGCGCCGUCGCUGCGCGCUGCUUGCUGGCGCCGUUGCUCUUGCUGGCUUCUUGCCUGGGGCCUGGAGGCGCAGCCAACACCCAGGGGAUGGGGGCAGCCCUUGGCCCGGCACUCGGGACUCCCCAAGUGGCCAUGUUCUGUGGGAAGCUGGUCCUGCAUCUCAAUGUACAGACAGGGCGCUGGGAGCCUGACGCCUUCGGCACCAACACCUGCUUCCACACCAGUGAGGAGAUCCGGAGCUACUGCCAGGAGGUGUACCCCGAGUUGCAGAUCACCAAUGCCGUGGAGGGCACCCAGCCUGUCACGAUCGACAACUGGUGCAAGAAGGGGAGGCCCAAAUGCAAAGGCCACCAGCAUAUCGUGGUGCCCUAUCAGUGUCUGGUGGGUGAAUUUGUGAGCGAAGCUCUCCUCGUGCCCGACAAGUGCAAAUUCCUGCACCAAGAAAAAAUGGAUUCGUGCGAGACCUACUUAUACUGGCACAGCGUGGCCAAAGAGGCCUGCAGCGGUGAGGAGUUGGAGCUUCACAGCUAUGGCAUGCUGUUGCCCUGUGGGGCAGACCGCUUCCGUGGGGUCGAAUAUGUGUGCUGCCCUGCACGCCCCACAGCUCUCAGGCUGGAACAAGCCACUGAGGCACCCCAGAUCCUUGCCCAUCUGAGAGAGGAGGCCCUGCACAGCAACAAGGUUCCGACAGGACGCAUCCCAACAGAGGAAGAGAGCCUGGAAAUGGAGGAGGAAGGGGACCUGGAUGAAGAUGAAGAGGUGGAGGAGGACGAGGACGACGAGGAGGAGAGCCCUGGAGAUAGUGCCCCUGACCCCGACCCUUUCCCUGCUGCCUGGGAUGACUAUUUUGUGGAGCCGGGUUACUAUGACGACAGCAUCACCCAGACUACCAUCACGACCACCACGCAGACCACCGAAGAGGAUAUCAAAGUGGCCCCCACCCCUCGCCCCACCGACGGAGUGGACGUUUAUUUCGAAAUGCCCGGAGAUGGGAACGAACACGCCAACUUCCUGCGUGCCAAGAUGGACUUGGAGGAACGGCGCAUGAGGCAGAUCAACGAGGUGAUGAAGGAGUGGGCCGAGGCAGACAACCAAGCAAAAAACCUGCCCAAGACUGAUCGUCAGGCACUCAAUGAGCACUUCCAGUCCAUCCUUCAGACGCUGGAGGAGCAGGUGUCUCGAGAGCGACAGCGGCUGGUCGAGACUCAUUUGGCCCGUGUGGUGGCCCUGCUCAACGAUAAUCGAAGGGCAGCACUAGAGAGCUACCUGACCGCUGUGCAGACUGAUAAUCCCCAGCCGGACCGCGUCCUGUUAGCCCUGAAGAGAUACGUGCGGGCAGAGCAGAAGGACCAGCGCCACACCCUCCGACAUUACCAGCACGUGGCAGCUGCUGAUCCGGAGAAGGCUGAGCAAAUGAAGUUCCAGGUCUACACCCACCUGCAUGUCAUUGAAGAACGGAUGAACCAGAGUCUGGCGCUGCUCUACAAGAACCCUCAGCUUGCCCAAGAGCUUCGAGGAGACAUUGAGGAGCUGCUGCGCUCAGAACGGGUGACCACCAACGACCUGCUCACCACCUCCAUCUCAGAGACACGCACCACUGAGGAAUUCCUGCCCAUGGACAGUAGUGAGGACUUGGUUUCUGAGAGCCAUUCGUACCCACGUGAUGGAGAAGAUUCUGAACAAUCGGACAAGAAAGCUUCAGGGCUGGCAGAAUAUGACUAUCCAACCAGUGACAAGGCCUUGCUGUACGAAUAUGAACGUAAGGUCAAUGUGUCCGCCUCAGAUGUCAAAGGCAUGGUGUACAAGUCCCAAGAGAUCCAACGUGACGAGCUGGUAAGUGGCUUUGGAGCCAGCCAGAAACAACCGCACCUCGCCAUCCCACCUGGUCAGGAGCCGGACACCUUGGUAACCAUCAACAGGGGUGCCCUGAUUGGCCUCCUUGUGGUGGCAGUUGCUGUUGCCAUGGUGAUCAUCAUCAGCCUCCUGAUGGUUCGCCGGAAGCCCUACGGGACCAUCAGCCAUGGCAUUGUUGAGGUGGAUCCAAUGGUUAGCCCUGAGGAGCGACAGCUGAACAAGAUGCAAAACCACGGCUACGAGAACCCCACCUACAAAUUCUUCGAAGAGAUGAACUGAGCUUCUCAGUGCUGGGGAAGGGGGAGGCGGGGGACGUGGUGUCACUGGGGGAGGUGGGCGUUGCCAUGUGAGGGGAGGGGGGUGGUAUCUUCAGCGGGGAGAGGGGGAGGUUCCACGAGCACUUCCACACUGAGCCCCCCUUUCUGUACCCUGGCUGAGCCGUGCCCCCUCCCUCCGCCCCUCCCCCACCUCAUUUUUGUUCUUCCAUUGGCCAUAUUCCUCCUCACACAUGCGCGAGUGCUCACACACAUGCAUCCUUCUGAGCCUUAUAGCUCUCGACACUGGCCUGCCACUUGCCGUUUCCCAUCUCUUCUCUCCUCUCUCCACCACCACCAACACUCUCGAUUCUUCAUCAUUUUUUAAGAACCACAGAGAGAGAGAGAUACACACACACCCCACACUUUCAAGCUGCUGGUAUCAGGUGCAGUCUCUGGGUAUCUCAGCUCCUGUCCUCUGAAUACCUCUCCAGCCAUUGCCCAGACUGCUUAUUAAAGCCACACUAUCAUCCUGGGGCACCAAGAACCAACCACACACACACACAACAACAACAACAACAACAACAACAACACAUCCUUAAAAACUCAUGUGUGCACACCACUAACCAACGCUCAACUUGUGUGGGGCUGUCGCAUGCACAUCAUCCUAACCAGGGACAAAUGCCAUUUUGUUUUUAAAAUUACAGCCCGGCCCUGUGUGCCCUCGACAUAACACUGCAUUCCACACACACACCCCAAAAAAAUGCAUCCAUCCAUUGCACUCACUUGCAACUCCAUUUUGCAGGGAUUUUUAUUUUGAAAAACUGAAAGAAAGGAAAACCACACUCAAACAAACCAUGGAACGCCUGUAGUUUACAUGCCAGACAGAGUGCCCCGCACACUCUUAACUGCCCAGUUGCUAACCUAGUCUGCCUCCAGCAUAGGAAACGAGUCCACCUACACUUGCUUGCCUUUUCUGUCUCCACUUGUAUUAUGCUUCCUUUUGAACUCCUCACUAGUUGCACUUAAUUUAUUGGAAAGCCAGCUAAAGAGGGCUAGGCCUGAGUAGGUAAACCCUCUGCUACCCUUGGCCCAGUUAACUUCCAUCAGCACCUUACUGACUAGUUUUGGAGAGGGAAGGGGGAAGUGAGGAUUGAAGGUCUCCUCCCCGCCUCCUAGUCCUCCCUCUCUUUCUCCUCUCCCUGCCCCCCAUCAAAAGAUGUACGGGAUAGGAGGGGCAAAGUUGCUGAAACAGAUAAGAGGGCUGGUCUUUGUCCAUCCUAAAGUUCAGCAAUUGUUUGGUUUUGUUUUUUUCCAAAGGGGGCGGGUCCAUUAUAGGGCUAGGCUAUAUGCCUAUUUUUGUCAUUUGCAGCAAGAUAUUUUUCCUUACAGUAGGACCUUGCCAAUCACGCAAUAGGGUGCUGCCAUCUCGACUUGAUCACCUUCCAAAGCAAUGCAUAUUUUGGGAUGAGCCAUCUCAGCAUCUGAAAAUGAGGGGAAUCAGGGACCGUAGGGGCUCCAUUCUGUUGCCACCUCUGAUGGUGUACACCAGUUGCACUGUAGUGUUUCCCCACCCCCACUACUGGAUAGGCCUUGUCCCGCCUUUUGGACUGUACCAUUUUACCAGCUUUUCUGGGGGUUGCAGUUGGGUGGCCAGCCAAGGGAAUAGACCAUAAAGUUGGCACGUGUCAAAUUGGGACUCUUGAGCUAGAUUAGAAGAAACGAUGCUUUGCCCUGGUUUUGAUUUUGUUUUUGGUCCACCCCACCCCACCCCAAGAUGUAAUGCCUUUGAGGCAUUGGGCUUCCUAACUGUGAAGGGUUAAGUACGUAAGAAAAAGACCUGAUGGAUCAGGUCAGUGACCCAUCUAGUCCAGCACCCUGUUCUCACACUGGCUAACUUGAUGCCUCUGGAAAACCUGUAUGUAAGGCCUGAGCACAACAGUACCUUCUCCUCCUGCAGUUUCCGGUUUUCGGAAGCAUUCGUGUCUUUGACAGGGGAGGCAGAGUAUAGGUACCAUGGCCAGUAUCCAAUGAUCCUAUUGUUGCCAGAUCCUAUUUCACGCUGGGCUCUUGGCCUCCAAAGAUCUUCCUAGGACAGUGGUUCUCAACCUUGGGUCCCCAGAUGUUUUUGGCCUACAACUCCCAUGAUCCCUAGCUCACAGGAGUAGUGGUCAGGGAAGAUGGGAGUUAUAGGCCAAAAACAUCUGGGGACCCAAGGUUGAGAAAGGCGGUCCUAGGAGAUAAAAGAUUAGUGUGAUAUCCACUCGGUCAAGAGAGCCAGCAUGCCCAGAGAACCGCCUCCUCCAAUAGGUUCCUGCAGUCCCAGGGGUGGGCCAACCCCCUGCAAGCUCUGUACUCAAGUUUUGAGAAUGAAGAAUGUAAGGCUUUGCGCCCCCAACACCCUCCGUUAAUUCCCUCGUUGUCUAUUCACUCUGUGUGCCCUUCCUUGUCCUGUUUCGGGUUUAGUUCUUGUUCCUUUUUUUUUUAAUGCUGACACUCUUGAAAUCAAGAUGCAAAUGUCAAAACAGACAAACCAGGAGAUGGAUUUCAAUUGCCAGCCCUCCCACCAAACUAAUAAAAUGUUGUCACUUCUCUAACCCCA
Messenger RNA from Podarcis muralis (Common wall lizard), 4972 nucleotides. It is a transcript of the gene APLP1, whose product is annotated as amyloid beta precursor like protein 1. NCBI's taxonomy places the organism in Eukaryota, Metazoa, Chordata, Lepidosauria, Squamata, Lacertidae. Gene Ontology annotation, biological process: central nervous system development; axonogenesis. Gene Ontology annotation, molecular function: transition metal ion binding; heparin binding; alpha-2C adrenergic receptor binding. The record is from RefSeq and is a predicted model, not a curated record. Gene Ontology annotation, cellular component: Golgi apparatus; plasma membrane.